AAAAUAACUUUAUUUACUUAAUUUUUUAUGUGAUGCUGAGGAUGGAAUGUAGUGCCUCACAUGUGCUAGGCAAGUGCUAUCCCACUGAGACACAAUCCCAGCCCAAUCGCUCUCUUAAAAAAAAAAAUUAUUGGGGAGGUACUAAUAUUUCUUAUAAACAAGUCUCUAUCUCCAACUUUUUUUUCUUGUAUUAUGUUCUCUAUGCUGCAGUUUAGUCUUCCUAAAAUUUACAUCUAAACACAUAUCCUAAUCCAUUUGAGCUAUUAUAACAAAAUAACCAGAGACUGCAUAGCUUUCAUAAUACACUUUUUUUUUUUUUUACAUUUCUGGAGGCUGGGAAGUCCAAGAUCAAAGUACUAGCAGAAUCAGUGUCUGCCCAGGGUCCACUUCCAGGCUCAGAGAUGGACAUCUUCCUGUUGUUUCUUCAAGAGUAGCAAAAGAGGUGAAGGAGCUCACUGGGGUCUGUGUUGAAGGGCACUAAUUCCAUUCAUGAGGGCUCUACCCUGAAAACCUAACCACUUAAAGGUCCCAACACAUUUGUACUGGGGCUUACGUUUCAACAUAGAAAUUUGGAGUGGGCGACAUAAACAUUCACUCUAUAAUGUCAUAUCAACCUCUACUUAGAACCCUUAAUUGAAUCCCUAUUAUUUGUAAGACAGAGCUCAAAAUCUUUUAUGUGGCCCAAAUCUUGGUUUGAUCUCCGCCUUCCUCCGCCUUGACCCUUUACUGGCCUCCUACCUCUCUCCUUCUCCCUCUUUUGUAUGCAACUCUGUUUCUUUCAUUUUCUCUGAUAGACCAUGCCCUUUCUCCUGUCUAGAGCUGUCAUACUUACCUUUUGUUUUUUAAGAACACUUUCCUCAAUUGUAUCCAUUAUUCAGAUUUCAUCUUAGAUGACCCUUCCUCCAGGAAGACUUCCCUGAUUCUUCAUAUCUGGCUUAGACAAUCCCUGGGUCCCCACUGCACCUUAUUAGGCAUUGUAUCACACUUGUUGUGACUUUCUAUAUCCUGCCUAUAUGGUAAGUUCUGUUUGGACAAGGAUCCUUAGUACCUAGCAGAGUCCCUGGCAUAUGAUAAAUGUUAAAUAUUUACUGAAUGAAAGCGAAAUAAUCUUCCUCCUUAAAAAUGUUAUUAAUUCCAUAUGCUGAUUGAUUGAGUUUAACUAGUAUAGGGGAAUAUAUUAAAUAUAGUAUAUAUGCAGUAAAUCAACUAAGCAACCAAUUUCCCUCCUUUCUUGCCUUCCUUUCCUCUUCUUUUCCACUAAUAUUUACUGAGAAUUUUUGUGCCAGUUUAAAGAGACAUUUGGCUAAAAAUAAAAUUGAGCCUUUUUUUUUUUUAAUAUUUUCUUGGUUGUCAGUGGACUUUAUUUAUUUAUAUGCAAUGCUGAGAAUUGAACCCAGUGUCUCACACAUGCUAGGCAAGUGCUCUACCACUGAACCACAACUCCAGCCCCCAAAUUGAACUUUUUAAGUUUGAAGUAAAAACUUACUAGUAGUAUUCUUUGACCCAAACCCUGAGGCAUGAUUGGAUAGAAGAGAGUCCUUGAUGGACUCUCAAACCCUGAUUGAGAUUGAUAUCUAGGGUGAUCUCCAGGCUUACUUUGUCCUGUCUUCUGUUGAAAAAUCCCAAGCACCUUUGCAGGGUCUCUGGAAAAUUACUAGAAACACGUAUACUAUCUGACAUGUCAUGUCCAGAGCACCUGAAUGUAAAGUUCCUGCCUGCCUGGAAGAUGCUUAAUUGGAUAAGGCAAAAAAAUAUGAUGGAAUGUCCUUUCAUUGACAUAAGGUCAGGUUGAAUUCUCAUCAUAUAAGGGAAUGGCUUUUGUACAAACCAUUGAUAAAAAUAAAAGGUCUCAGUGACACAUCACUUAUUUUUAUGCAGAUAUUUUUUUUUCUGGGCCAUGAUCUGUUAUUACUGUUGAACAUUUGCCAGCUUUGUGUCUAACCAUGCUAUUGUUAAAUUUUCUAUAAUAGUCUGGCUCAUGUGCUGAACCUUCAAAUUAUUCAAAUAAAAUUUCACAUUUAAAAAUUUAUGAAUAGUAAUUGUGAUUUAUUUAUGAAUUUUUAAAAUCACAAAACCCUUUUCAAGGGGCUUUAGUCAGUAAAAAUAAUGAUUAGGUUGAGUAAGCAAAUUGCUGUUUAUAUUGGCCAAAAUGUUUAAAUAUCAGCAAGUUCAUAUAAUUUAAUUUAAUAGUUGUGGAAGAAUGUUAUACAAUACUACAUUGGCAUAGUGAAUUUUUAAAAUUUCUGUUUCUACUUUCUUCAUGUAAAAUUAGCAAAUUCUGUGUCACGUUAGGAACAACUGGCUUUUAUGGUGUUGUAACAAAUGGUUCAGCAAAUGAAAGUGAACAAAGGCAACUGGAUGUUUCUUACUUGGUAAAUUUAGAAGUGUCUAAGAAGGACAGACAGGAUUUCUGUGCCGAUUGUCAGUGUAUUCGUGGGUUUUUUAAAUCCCCAGAGUUUACAUGUCUAAGUACUCCCCCCCACUCCCGAAUUAUGAGAAACAUAUAGGGUUUAUUCCCCUUAUGUUCACCUAGAAACCUUGGACACAACAAUAAAGAAGUGGUUCCGUAAGAUAUAACCAUGUAACUUUUAAUGCUAAUGAGACUUUUUUUUUUUUUUUUUUUGCCAGAAACCAUUGUAACAGAUUUUUAUUUAAAAAUGAGAAACAAGAACAUUAAGAUGGUUUAUUACAGGAAGAGUCUUUAUAGGGCUUUGGUUUCAGUGAGCUGGUCUGUGACAAAGCAAAUUGAUGGCUGUGAUAGGCUAGUGAUGUCAUUGUGAUGUCAAUACUCCUACUUAUCUUGCACAUGCUUGCUAGUUUGGAACACUUUAUGUUGAACUGUGAUAGGGGAAACAAGACAGUUCUGUAUGCAGAAGCCCAUCAUGGCUGUAACUGGAGAUGAAACAGAUGAGGAAACUGAACUUGCCCCAAGUCACAUGGCUGCUGCCACAGGUGACAUGCCCACUUAUCAGAUCCGAGCUCCUACUACAGCUUUGCCACAGGGCGUAGUGAUGGCUGCCUCACCAGGAAGUUUGCACAGUCCCCAGCAACUAGCAGAAGAAGCAACACGUAAACGAGAGCUGAGGCUAAUGAAAAACAGGGAAGCUGCUAAAGAAUGUCGACGUCGAAAGAAAGAAUAUGUAAAGUGUCUGGAGAGUCGAGUUGCAGUGCUGGAAGUGCAGAAUAAGAAGCUUAUAGAGGAACUUGAAACCUUGAAAGACAUUUGCUCUCCCAAAACAGAUUAGUAGAAAUAUUUAACUAUGAACUGAUUACAACAUGUACAGUUGCUUUUGAAGGCAAUACAAUAUAUAGCCGGCAAGAAUUAUGGCUUUUUUCCUUUGUAUCAUUCAUCUUACUUUCUAAUCUCUAACAUUCCUAAAAUGCUUCCCUGUACGUAGUUAACUCUUAGGUAUAACUUCAAUUUUUUUAAAAAGAGACAAACUGUAAAAAAUGUAUGUAACAAAUUCUUAAAAUGAAAUAUUUGUAAGACUGUUCCAAUGCUACAUAUUUGCAGUUCCCAAUCUCUGUGUCAUGAAUAGUGUCCUAUGUAAUAAAACUUUUUGCAGGUCUUUAAAAUCAUUUUAGGAAAGGAUGAUCAAAUGCAUCCAGCAGUAAAAUAAAGUUAAACCACAAAAAUACCUCAGGAAAGAAUUGAAAGAAAGUAUAUCUAAUGACAUGCCUAUAUGAGAAGAAUAGCCUAGAAAUGAAUUUUUGGCAGAUUUUUGUAUUAGUCACUUUGUAAAGAAAAUAUUAUACAGCUGUCCUUGAAUGCUAUAGUUGAAAACAGUUUUAAUAGAACCAUGUUGGUUGCACUUUGUAGUAUUUGGUGCUUAUUUAAAUUUCUGAACAUAUAUUACAGUUUUUUACUCUAUUGUGUAAUAUAAAUUAUCUUUUAGAAGUUCUUAGUGUUGGUUUGAUAUUAUCCAAUGAAAGUGACAAGAUAUUUUUAAUAUCUAGAAGGAGUUAAAGCCUAUUAGAAUUGGAUUGCAUACAUUCAAGGGUAUGAGCUGGUUCCUUCACUGGGUCAUGAUCCUUGCAAAUGCUCCUUUUGCCAUCUCAUCUAAGGGUCCUAGGACCCCAGGGCUGGGGAUGUGGCUCAGUGGUAGAUGCUUGCCUAGCAUGUGUAGGGCUCUGAGAUGCAAUCCUAGUCCUGCUAAAUAAAUGAUAAAAAGGAUGGUCCCAGAGAUUUGUACAGAAGAACAGAGCAGAACGACCAGAGGCCAGCCUUUGGGGUGGACUGGCCCUUCCUGUUAGAUGGUCUGGAGAUCUGCUGAUGGCCAUCAUCUGCAGGCAUUUUGAAAUAAAACCAAAAAGAAUCCGAGAUUUUAUUUUUCAUUUCAAAACAGCUUAAAGUCCAUAUCACAUCAAUAUUCUUCCGUCAUUAUAUUCAGAUGAAGUUCCUUACAACUGAGACAGCAAUGUUGCUACUGGUAUCCACAGUUCAUCUUACUUUUAUAGUAAAGAGCUUCAAGGCCUAGGCUCAACACCCUAACCAUGCAACAUUCACCAACAGUACUGAAUGUGGACUGUGUACUACACUCUACUGUAUUUUCUACUGUAACUUCAGACUUGUUGAGGACCCCCCACCUUUAGUAGCAGAACUGACAGUGGGUAUAGGGAGGUACAAAAAAACAGGAGGUCAUUCCUAAAGUUCCAACUGCUGCUGCCCCCAUAUCAUCAUCAUUCUUUCUCUUAUCUGUAACUUCCAGAAGGUAGGGAGUGCUAUUCUUGGCUUUGUUUUAAAAUACUUAUUGCAGAGCCUGAGCUUGAAUUUCUUUUGGUCUUUCUUCUAUAGAGAAGUAAGAUGAGGAAAGAAGAUGUAGAAAUAAAAAGGAAAGGAAAACCCCAAGCUUUAGGUGAAAGGAAAUGGUUAUUUGCACUUAACUCAGUCAUUACAAAUCAGUUGUGUGCUUGGAGUGGUAGACAUGGAGAGGAAGGCACAGGACUCAGCAGACAAGAUGUGCAGAGUUAGAAGCAGUAAAUGCUGUGUUAAAAUUAGGGAAGAUGUAGGCAGGGAUUAAAUAAGAAACUUCAUGUAGGAGGUCCAUUUGGAACCAGGCCCUGAGAUGAUUGAUGGGGCUGGGGAAGAAGGUAUUCCAGAGUGGGAAUACAGAACACGUGAUGCUUGGAUUUGGGGUGGGGUGAGGGGGGAUGAAGGGGAAGCAAAGUAAAGUUAGUACUCACACAAGAGUUAGUUUCAUAAGAAAGAGAGAGCACACCUGUAAUGUCAGUGAUUAGGAGACUGAGGCAGGAAGAUUACAAGUUCAAGGCCAGUCUGGGCAGAUGAGUGAAACCUUUCUCAAUUAAGAAAAAAAGGCUGGGGAUGUAGCUCAAUGGUAGAGCACCCUAAUUCAAUCCUAACUACUACAAAAAGAGAGCAAGAAAUAUAUGUGCACGUGUGCACUCUGUUACUUCAGUAGAAGGGGAAUAUGUUCAAUUACUUGAGGUCACAAGUAACAAAAGUCCCCCUUAUUAUAACAAUUGGCUUUAGUAAGUGAGAAGGUGCUUCGCUGUAGCAUACCACCACAAAAAUUUUAAUUAAGCAGAACAUCUCCAUCCUCUGAACUUUCCAAUGGAGAGAUUUCUCUGUAAUUUAUAUCGUGCCUGAAACAGUUACUGAAAGUCUAUAAGUGCAAGUCCUAUUCUACCAAAAAAGGAUUGAGGCAAGAGGAAUUUUAUGACCUUACAAAAUGAGGAGUCCACAGGUAGGAGAUAUCAAGGUUGCUUAGUUCUGUGACAUAUCAAGGCCAGAUUCAUCUUUCUCUAGUCACAGAUUCCCUCAGUCCUCAUAUUGCCGCCACAGUUUCAGGCAGCAAAAGAUGGAAAACAUAGCCACCCCUCCCUUAUUUGUUUGUUUGCUUCUGGACACCUCUCCAUAAGUUCCUUAGCAGCACACUCCCUCUGAAUCUCCUAGGCCAGACUUUCAUGAUAUCUUUGUUUCUUAACCAAUCACUGGCAAGAAGAAUAGAAUUAAAAGCACUGGGUUGCUAAUGAAGAUUCCACUCCUAGAGCUGAGGAAAGUUCCAGGCUUUGGGAAAGCAUAUGGCCGUCAAUGUUAAAUAAAAUUGGGGUUCUGGAAGAAUUGUGUGUGGGCAACUGGCAAUAUCUGCUGUGGAGAUGAGUGAGUGCUUAAACCAUUCAGGAAGUCAGGAACAGCUUGUAAGAGGGCUGGGGCUCAAGCCAAGCUCUGAAAGAUGCAGAGGAAAUUUUUAUUCUUUCUCAUCCAAUUUGUUCCUGAAACCAGGAUUUUGUUACCAAAAUAGUCCUAUUUGAUAGCUCUCCAUUCAGCUUUACAACAGAUAUUGCCUACAGCCUGUCAGGGAAGCAAGUGAACAGUAAGUUGGAAUCUACACGAAUAUUUACAUCCUGUACGUCACUGUUGCUUAGAAUCCAGGGCUGUCACUGCAUUUGUUGUCUUUUCUUAAUCCUAAAAGUUUCAGAAUCUGGACUGUGGGAUACAGAAAUUACUGAUCCUGGGUCAUGGGAUUACAUCACUUGUUUGUCAUGUUUAACUAGGUACUUCAUGAUGCUAAAUAUUACAUGAUGGGAGAAUAAAGGAAAUGCAUGUA
This is a messenger RNA of Marmota monax (woodchuck), 6569 nucleotides long. RefSeq names its product cAMP responsive element modulator (gene Crem). Gene Ontology annotation, molecular function: RNA polymerase II cis-regulatory region sequence-specific DNA binding; DNA-binding transcription factor activity, RNA polymerase II-specific; protein binding. The transcript has 4 exons. Gene Ontology annotation, biological process: regulation of transcription by RNA polymerase II. Gene Ontology annotation, cellular component: ATF4-CREB1 transcription factor complex; nucleus. Lineage: Eukaryota; Metazoa; Chordata; Mammalia; Rodentia; Sciuridae. The coding region runs from base 2868 to 3245 and encodes 125 amino acids. The record is from RefSeq and is a predicted model, not a curated record.